GGAGCAAGCAUCGGUUGCUCCGGAGCUGGCCAGCUCCGUCAGUCGCUCCUGAGCUCCGUCAAUCACUCCUGGGCUGCAGUCACCUAUCCGGACCCGUUUUACCGCAUACGCGGAGCCUCACCGGGCCUUCACAACUGGACUGCCGACGUUAUCUACCCGAAGGAGAUCCGGCUGGCUCCUCCGUCGCGACGUUACCUGAACGCCCAUCUGCGGCCUGCUAACCGUUAGCUGUUUUACUGGCUGCUCUCAGAAUAGACAAUCGGACAAUUUAUUUAUUUGUAUGAUUCUGUUUCUUCUUGGGCCUCUAUAACCAUAUCUAUUGUUUUUAUUUUAUUUUUUGUUGUUGUGUGAUUUGGACUAAUCCCCUCUACCACACGGAACCCCACUAAUCUACUGACGGAACGCAAGAGGUGGCUAACAACAGACCUCCAUCCUAUGCUAGCUUGCUACCGAUGUCCUGGCUAGCUGUCUAAAUCGCCGUGACCCCCAAACCAACCACUCCACUCACUGGACUCUUUUGAUCACUCGACUAAGGAUGCCUCUCCUUAAUGUCAAUAUGUCUUGUCCAUUGCUGUUCUGGACGAAGUGCCUGUCAUGCUGAACUCACGACCCCAGACGGGGCUUUCUUUCUUGGCCCCAGAACCAGAAGAUCUUGAAGACCUUUACAGCAGAUAUAAGAAGCUGCAGCAGGAGCUAGAGUUUCUGGAGGUGCAGGAGGAGUACAUCAAGGAUGAACAGAAGAACCUGAAGAAGGAGUUCCUCCACGCCCAGGAGGAGGUGAAGAGGAUACAGAGUAUCCCCUUGGUCAUCGGCCAGUUCCUGGAGGCUGUGGACCAAAACACAGCCAUCGUGGGCUCCACCACAGGCUCAAACUACUAUGUGCGUAUCCUAAGCACCAUCGACAGAGAGCUGCUGAAGCCCAAUGCGUCAGUGGCCCUGCACAAGCACAGCAAUGCCCUGGUGGAUGUGCUCCCCCCAGAGGCUGACAGCAGCAUCAUGAUGCUCACAUCAGACCAAAAGCCGGAUGUGAUGUAUGCUGACAUUGGAGGGAUGGAUAUCCAGAAGCAGGAAGUGAGGGAAGCAGUGGAGCUUCCACUCACACACUUUGAGCUUUACAAACAGAUUGGCAUUGACCCGCCCAGGGGAGUUCUGAUGUAUGGGCCUCCUGGCUGUGGGAAGACCAUGCUAGCCAAGGCUGUGGCUCACCACACAACAGCGGCGUUCAUCCGCGUGGUAGGCUCCGAGUUUGUGCAGAAGUACCUGGGCGAGGGCCCCCGCAUGGUGCGUGACGUCUUCCGGCUGGCCAAGGAAAACGCACCCGCCAUCAUCUUCAUCGAUGAGAUCGAUGCCAUCGCUACCAAGCGUUUUGAUGCACAGACUGGAGCGGACAGGGAGGUGCAGAGGAUUCUGCUGGAGCUUCUCAACCAAAUGGACGGCUUUGACCAGACCGUCAACGUCAAGGUUAUCAUGGCCACUAACAGGGCCGACACCCUGGACCCCGCCCUCCUGCGCCCAGGCCGUCUGGACAGAAAGAUUGAGUUUCCCCUACCUGACCGCCGGCAGAAACGCCUGGUCUUCUCCACCAUCACCAGCAAGAUGAACCUCUCGGAGGAGGUGGACCUGGAGGACUAUGUGGCCAGACCAGACAAGAUCUCCGGAGCAGACAUCAACUCUAUCUGCCAGGAGGCUGGCAUGCUGGCUGUCCGUGAAAAUAGGUACAUCGUCCUGGCCAAGGACUUUGAGAAGGCCUACAAGACUGUUAUCAAGAAGGAUGAGCAGGAGCAUGAGUUCUACAAGUAGAAAGUAACCCCACCCCCACUUCUCCAUAAAAAAAAGAAAAAGGCAUUUAGACACAUUUUGUGAUUUGUGUGUGUUUGUACUACCUUGUCCGUUUGUGGUUUCACAGACUCUAACAUUGACCUUGGACUGAAUUUUGCUUAAUUUACUAAAGGGCCAUUGUCAACUCAGGGGCUGUGAUUCCAAACUUGAACACAGACAUAGUGAAUUGGAGUUGGGAAUUGGAAUGUGCCUGCUCUGCAGGUUCUUAAGUAUGACUGUAGCUAGUAUAAUGGCAUAGAGUUUGUACCUGUAAUGUACUCAUUGAUAAAACAGUACUCUAAAAAUAAGUUUUCCAUAAAAAUGUAAGAAAAGUA
Messenger RNA from Oncorhynchus keta (chum salmon), 2153 nucleotides. It is a transcript of the gene psmc4, whose product is annotated as proteasome 26S subunit, ATPase 4. Gene Ontology annotation, biological process: proteasome-mediated ubiquitin-dependent protein catabolic process. Gene Ontology annotation, molecular function: ATP hydrolysis activity; proteasome-activating activity; ATP binding. Bases 595 to 1800 code for a protein of 401 amino acids. The record is from RefSeq and is a predicted model, not a curated record. Gene Ontology annotation, cellular component: proteasome regulatory particle, base subcomplex. The transcript is spliced from 10 exons. Lineage: Eukaryota; Metazoa; Chordata; Actinopteri; Salmoniformes; Salmonidae.